Messenger RNA from Mycotypha africana, 5098 nucleotides. RefSeq lists its product as uncharacterized. The coding region runs from base 92 to 4921 and encodes 1609 amino acids. The record is from RefSeq and is a predicted model, not a curated record. The transcript has 12 exons. NCBI's taxonomy places the organism in Eukaryota, Fungi, Mucoromycota, Mucoromycetes, Mucorales, Mycotyphaceae.
AGGAAAUUGAAGAAAAAUAUAUCACAAUGAAUUUAGUUUGCAUAAUAAAUGAAAUUCUCGUCGCAAACUCUAAACAGACAAUAUUUGCUCCAUGCUAUUGAAGGCAGACGGCCCUAUUCAUCUGUUUUUCCGAAAAUGCAGAGAAGUGACAGUAGGCGAUUUGAAAACUGCAGUCUCAGAUAUGUUAAAUAUCUUGCUGGUAUUCCUAAGAAAGCGUAGUCGAAGCCGUGCUUUACGAAUAUACACCAAAGAUUUGAUGGCACAAUGUCAACGGAUUGCUACGGGAAAAGGCCAUGGGACAGUUAAGGUCCUAGCGAUUGAGCUUCUGACUAGGAUGGUUGAUAAAAGGGAUGGAUUUGAAACUACGGACGAAGAAGCAAAGGCAAUCUAUGACAAAUUUAUGGAGCAAUAUACAAUGAGCAGUGUAAGGCCAACUGCUAAACAAAGAAUUGUAGAAUUGCUGGGAACUAUUGCGAAAAACUAUCCUCAGCUUGUUGAUGGAAAAGAAGCAAAUAGUAAGCUAAAACGAUGGUGCUUCCAAGGCCUUAACCAUGAAUCAAAAAGACACUUCGCAGAUGCUGAGUUGUCCUUAGUAACAGGCUAUUUGACAUGCAUUGAUAUACUCUUGUAUCGACAAGAAGAAGAAGAGCAAAUGGGUAUCAGCAAAGAGGAAGCAUUUGUUAUUCUCCAACCUCAAUCUCCAGAAGUUCAGCAAUUGUUCAACCAUAUCCUUAUCAUCAUAACCACUUCUAAAGAUACCAAUCGUUAUCAAGCUGUUAUUGCCGCAUUGUCCUUAUUUAAGAAUCACUGUGAGAUGUUUUCAAAACUGCUCAUGGAUAGAUAUGUCAAUUUAUACAGAGAACUGCAUUAUUGGGCCACACAUUAUAACUCAACUUGCUACAAAUUUGGUUUGGGCGCUUUCGAAGAAUUUUUAAGACAGCUAUCUGUUGUCUUAUUUCAUAAUAUACAUGGUGACCGAGAAAAGGCGAUAGCACGCGAUUUGGUUGCUCAGUUUGGGCAGACAUUAUUGAAAGCAGACAGUUUGGACAGCAUUUAUGAAGUAUCAGUAGCUAUUAGAGGUGUUGGUUAUUUUUCAAAAGUAUUUUAUGCACUAGAGAAUGAACCGGAUAUCAAAAUUGACAUGUAUCAAUGGCGCAAUAAUCUUGUCAGAAUAAGUAAUUGGUUUUAUUCAGAAACCAACAAGAAUCAAAAAGAAUACAUCCGUCAUCUUCCAGCAUUCAUCAAAGCUUAUGCCUCAUUUGCUGAAGUACAGGAUAAUAUACCUGUAGAUCUGAUGCAGACACUUCAGCUAAUGUGUGAUAUCUUUAUUCUAAGUUUUGCUGAGAUGUCUGGUUAUCAUAGAAGAAAUGGAAGUUUUUACAUACAGCAAUUAUUCAGUAUGAUAUUCAACAAAAACAAAGGUGUUUUUCUACAAUUCAUAGACGGUUUCUUUGAGAAGGCUUUGAUUUGCACUUGCACCAACAUUCACCAACCGGACAAAGAAGAUCGCCCCGCUUACACUGAAUUGCUAUAUUUCUGGAAAGUUGUCUUGGAGCUUAUGACUGACGAUACACGCGUUAUCAAACUAGAAAUAGAUACUCAAAAAGAAGAUGCAGAGAUUGAGGCGGACGAUAUCUUUAAACUUUACAACCAGAGAACCGUCAUUACCAAUCCGAAUGAGCUCUCCCGAAUUAUGUACGAUACAUUUAUCUCAACAACAUUGAAACUUAUCAAGAGUUUUAAUCUUAAACUGAAAAACAUCGCAUUAACUGAAGCAGACCUCAAAAUGGAGGAGAGUGAGCAAGAGAACAUACAAAUUUUAUCCAAAUCACUACGGCCCAUUAAUCAGAAGGAUUUUGUCCUAUUUCAAAAUUUGGUCGACUUCUGGUGUACAUUACUGAAGGAAAUUGAUAAUACCUAUAUGAUUCAUUGGGUUCACAUAAUUAGCACGCAACUAAUCGAACUAAGUACCAUUCACCAACUCGUCAGUGGCUUCUACAGAAUAUUAGCCGAAGUACUCAUCAUCUGUGAGCAGCAAAACUUUUUCAGAGGGUGUAAAGCAUAUAACGAUGCGCUAAAAGAAAACGUCAACAUUAAUAUUGAAAAAGGAAUGCCAGCGGAGUAUUCGACUUACAUUAUAGUUCAGGAAUUCUUGAAAGAAGUUUGGCAUCGACUUCAACAAUUUACAGAUGAAUUAUUGGCAUCGUGCCUCAGAUUGAUAUUGGCCUACCCGGUCGAAUUUUUCGAUAUCGAGGAACUAAUCACACCAUUAGAAAAAGCCCUUCGCUUAGGCAUUACGUAUCAUCCCUUAGCUACUAUUGCUAUGAACAGCCUUGACAAACUCUUGGAUCCCACAUUUCGCUAUGAGAUUAGUUCCAAAUUUUUGUCAUGCAUAUUACCUUGCAUCAAUGAGUAUCUCUUAGUUGGUGUUAUUUCAUUUGAGAAUGACGAUAGCAUUGGCAGCAGUAGUAAUAAUAAGAAAAAGUAUAAAACACCGACUGCCUCAGAGCGGCGAUACCGAAGUGUUCAUCUCAAGAUGACUUCAGAACAGAUCGGCGUCAUAAAACGUAAUUAUUCUAGUCUUCCAGAACUUCAGCGUAGAAUGAUGCAGUUCUUGGGAAGGUUAGGAGGAAAAAAUAAGCAAUUGUUGAUCACCCAGCAAGAAGGUCAAGAGCAAGGUCAAGAAAAUGAAAAUGAUAAUGCGCGUAUUCUGUCUUGGGACACUACCAAAAAGAUCAAGUUGCGCAUUCCAUUCAGAACUAUGAAAGUAGAUAUCUACCUCGACGAAUACUUACCGCGUAUUUGUGAGCUUGCGGAAUCGUCGCCUGACCGAAAGAUCAAAGUAGCUGCCUGUGAAUUAUUACACGGCUUGGUCGUUUACAUGGUUGGUAAUAGUGCCUUUACGCCUCGAAAAAGCAAACGCUCAGAGGAGUCAGAUUACCACAAAUUUUAUUCACGGCUCUUUCCUGUCAUGUUGAACUUGGCGAUUGAUGCAGAUCAAGUGACACGUGAUAUGUUUCGCGUACUAAAUUCACAGGUGAUACAUUGGCUCACCAAUAAUGCGCAUUACGAAAAUCCUGAAACUAUCGUUCUACUGCAUACAUUGUUAGAUGCAGCUUGUCAAACGGAUGCAGGGCUUCGCGAAUACAGCGCAAAAUGUAUUCAAGAGUUUGUUGAAUGGUCUAUCAAACAAACUCCCAGAACUACUGAUAGCGUUCAUAAUAUUCGUUCUUUGCUGAAACGGUUGUAUAAUCUCAUGGCAAGUCCCAACGCGUCAAAACGUUUUGGUGCUGCUUUGGUUUUUAAUAACAUGUACCGUUUCUUUCGUGAAGAAGAAACCUUGGUUAAUAUGUAUACGUUCGAAAUUCUUGGACAGUUAUUCUUAAAUCUGAAGAUAGCGGAGGUAGACCAUCCUUCCAUUGGCACAAGAGAGCAAAUAAUAGAGGCUAUCAACCACAUCAAGCGUAUUCUGCGUCAAAAGAUAGAUCUCUUCAUGACAGACAAUGACCGGCGUCCAUUUAUAGGCUCAGAUGAAGUCGUUGAUCUACCAAGUUUAGUGGAAUGGACUUUUAAGGAAAGUGGCAGCCUUCAGCGCACAUACGCCAAAGUAUGCAUCAACUUCUUUAACGAAUUUGCUAAAUUGCUUCCCGGUAUCAAGGAAACUCAUCAAUGGUUGUCUAAUCAAGACGAAAAGUUAAUCGAAACUGUGUUUCUAAACAAACACCUUGAUUUGUUAUCAGAUACUGCCCCAACUGUUUUUGUUCGGCAACCUGAUGGAGAAAAGGACAGGGAGAAAAAUAUCAAGGCUACUAUUGAUGCUUACUCAAACUGGAUUAAACAAAUGAACGCGACCGUUGAUGGCUUUGUUUGGCUUGUUGAACGCAAAAUCGUGAGUCCACAACAAUUGCUUAUUCAAUCUUUAUCUUGUUCCUCUCGUUUAUUUCAAGUUGUUCGGGAAUUCUUUGCUAAAAGACCAGACACUUAUUUGAAGGGGAUCUUGGAACAAAGCGUUUCAGAAAAGGGAACAAUUUUGAGCAUUUACGUUUAUGUUGUUGUACGGCUCAUCUACUUUUUUGACUUGAUCUUUAACCAUGAUAAUGAAUGUUUUGAAUAUGCUACUCAGCAUGCUGCUGACGUAUUGUUUCAUGAGAUCCUAAUGAAUACUGUUGCGGAAACGCUGCUCUUACCGAAGCAAAUAUCUGAGAGAAUACAAACAUAUCAAGGAAAUGCAGUCACUCAAUCCAGUACGAAACGUAUCUAUGACAUUGGAAAGAAGUAUAUCAUUACGAUGACGAACAAAUCAUGCCAAAAGUUUGAAGAAUAUCUUGUCAUAGCGGCUGCAAAUAUCAUAAAAUCUUUUAAUAUUGAUCUAAUCUCUCGUACAGAAGGCACGACAGAUCGAUCAUUACUGAUAGAAACCGUUCAAUCAGUUGAUGGUAUUCAAUUCUUGCAAUCCAUUCAUCUUUUGGAACCUGUCUGUAAAAAAAUGCGCUCUAUAGUCAAGAACUACCCUCGAGAUGUUCAAGCCUACUAUACCAAACUAUUCGAGUAUUUCCUGACGAAUUGUUAUGGUUCUCAGGAUCCGCUCCAAAUACAGUUCAUGGGCAAGCUUGUGUGUAUCUGCUUCGGAAACGAACAGUUUGCCAGAAAUCAUGCAGAAGCUUUAUUAGCAUUUUCAGGACCGUUAACGCAUCUAAGCGACUCAGAAAAGCUGGAGAUGGUUCGAAAAUAUGAUGAUUUUUUUGUUGAAAGCAUUACUAGGAACUUUAAUGUUUUUUCUCGAAUUUUUAAGGCUAAUAUCACAAAUACAAUUGUUCGUGAUUAUCUAACACUUCUGUUUGAUUAUCUGAUGAUCAACCGGUUGCGUAUUCGAAAAUCAGUAUGGCAAAUAACAGAUUAUCCGACGAUCCAAGUCUCUUAGAAUCGAUGGUCAAUGCCUGGGACGUCGAUGACAAACCUUUGGAUUUAAUUGUUUGUCUUAAAUCAUUGUUCGCUGCUGACCCAGGAAUUUUAAGCCGAUCUAAACGAAAGCCCAUCUUCCAACUUUUAUGGGAUACUUUCAUCCAUUGUUUCGAUAAAGAUCGACCGUAUAAGAUCA